Molecule: messenger RNA, 2134 nt
Organism: Seriola dumerili (greater amberjack)
Lineage: Eukaryota; Metazoa; Chordata; Actinopteri; Carangiformes; Carangidae
Gene: eda
Product: ectodysplasin A
Exons: 8
Coding region: 123-1241 (372 amino acids)
Biological process (GO): immune response; animal organ development
Cellular component (GO): membrane
Molecular function (GO): death receptor agonist activity; tumor necrosis factor receptor binding; death receptor binding
Source: RefSeq, a predicted model, not a curated record
GUCGACCUGCUGCUGCUGCUGCACCUAUGAGUCUCCACGUUAAUGAAUAGCCGCGGCCCGCGCGAGACAUACGAGCUGAUUAUGCCGAGAUAAAGAGCAUCUGACUCGCGCUCCGUCCGAUAAUGGCAUGCGAUGGUUCACCCGCGGAGGAUUUCCCGGGCAAAGUGAUGCCCAGAGCGGCUCCCUGCACGUGCAACAAGAAGUGCAGGAGUCGGAGCAGCAGUGUCGUCUUCCUGGGAUUAUUCCUGCUGUCGCUGUCUCUGCACGCUGUCACCCUCGUCUGCUAUUUGGACCUGCGGUCCGAAGUCAAAAGGGAAAUUAUCCACCAGAAGCGGGACUCCAUGUUGACACUUGCGGGGAGUGACCUGGCUGACCCGGCGGCGGUGCUCUCCUCGCCUGGCCACCCGCGACUGGACUCCGGCAGCAGCCGCGGCGGAGGAGAGGGUCAUGAGGAGAGGUUACUGCACAGAAAUAGCGACUUCCAUGCCACAGAGGAUAACAGGGGCAUAACUCAGCGAGCGAAAAGGAGUCCCGGCAAGCAGCCAGAGACAGAAUCGACAGGAAAGGAAAAAAGGAAAGAGAAGAAAAAAGGGAAGAAAAGGUCUGUGCCGGGGCCCCCUGGUCCCCCUGGUCCCCCGGGCCCACAGGGGCCACCGGGCAUCCCUGGAAUCCCCGGUAUUCCAGGAAGCAUCGGUGUGGGGCCUGCAGGACCCCCUGGACCUCCUGGGCCACAGGGACCUCCGGGCGCGCAAGGUCCAGCAGGGGUACUCGAUAAGACGAAAACAAAGGAAUUCCAGCCUGCAGUCGUUCAUUUACAAGGGCAGGAAACAACCAUCCAAGUUAGAGAAGAUCUGUCUGAAGGCAUCCUUAGGAACUGGAAGAUGGUGUCCAUCCAUCACCGCGUGUUUAAAAUGCACCCUCGCUCUGGAGAGCUAGAGGUGCUGUUGGACGGUGUCUACUUCAUAUAUAGUCAGGUAGAAGUGUACUACCUCAACUUCACCGACAUUGCCAGCUAUGAGGUGAUGGUGGACUCCAACCCGUUCCUCCGCUGCACCUGCAGCAUCGAGACAGGCCAACGCAAGUUCAACACCUGCUACACGGCUGGGGUGAGCCUGCUUCGCGCCGGCCAGAGGAUCUCCAUACGCAUAGUGUACGAGGACACACUCAUCAGUAUGACCAACCACACCACCUUCCUGGGAAGUGUCAGACUAGGAGAGGCUCCAUCUGCUGGACAGAACUGAUAACUACACAGCCACCAGGCCUCCACAGAAAUGAAAAAGUUGCUCACAACGGUCAAAUCAGUCCAGAGUGAUACUGUCCUACCAUUCUGCCUGAUCUAGGAUUUAUGAAUUGAUUAGAACUGUUUUUAGAAGCAACUUCUAGCCCGUGUCUUGCCCCUGUUUAGAGGGCACUUAAAUCCUCUAGGUUAUUAAAGUUGAGGGAGCCCCUGGGUGACUUUAGUUCACGUUCACAGCUCUGUAUUAAAAAGGACAAUAUAGACUGUUAUGGUUCCCCUCACAUUGAUUCUGUGCAAAGAGAUCAGCCUUGAUGAGCCACGUGUCCUCAUCAAACAAAGGUUUCUAUUUAUAGUCACCAUUUUGUGUCAAUACAGACAGCAUCUCUCUUUAUAACAAGGAAGGACACUGCGCUGACAGAUACUUAAUAUUUACAUACUUUUAAGUGCUGUUGAAUGAUAAUCUUGUAUCUCCAAAAACACCAGCUAUUUGAAAUGUUUUAUUUGCAGUUUGUAUACUUGGCCUUUUUAAUUAAUUUAAUUAUAUUAACAGUUAUAAGUGAGUGGUUUAACAAGGGGUUUAAAGCUCCAUAUGCCCCUGGGUUAUAAAAAUGAUUAAAAGAGCAUAUAAAUGUUCAAAGCAAGGACAAAGGUAUCUAUGCAAAGCUGAGAAACCCCAUUAAAACUGGAUUUAUAAGGUAUUCACAGAGCAACAGCACUAUAUAUUUUGCACACAUUUGCACUACAGCAUCCCUGCAGAAUACCAGUGAUAUGUUUUGUUACAGUGCUAUUGUUUAGUUACCAUAUGAGUGAAUCCAUGUGGAAAACUGAUAGUUGUUUAUACGUCUCUGUACAUAUUGUAUAUAAAAUGGGAUAUACUUUUGUAAAUGGAGUUGAUUG